AUGCCACCCCAACCCUCCUCAGUGACGGCCUUGUCUGCGCCUGGCAAGGUCCUGCUGACUGGCGGCUACCUCGUCCUCGACCGGACCUACACGGGCACUGUUUUCGCCCUUGAUGCGCGCAUUCAUGUUGUUGUUCAGCAAUUAAGGCGGGGACACCGCCGCGGACCUUCUGGGGCGAGUGCGGAUGCGAAAGCAGCGGUGUCUGAUGCGGAUGCUCAAUCCAGCAAGGCCGAGGGAGAGGAGCAGGAAGCUGAGCGUACUGUUGUUGUGCGAUCACCGCAAUUCGUGGAUGCGAUCUGGGAGUAUGGUGUGCAACGAUGCGAGAAUGGUGGGGGUGUGAAAGUCAUCCAAAAGAACAAUGGCCCGCGUAAUCCGUUCGUCGAGACUUCGUUGAGCUACGCUUUGACCUACAUCAGUUACGUCGCCGACUCCAAAGAUUUUGGUUCUCUGUCGGUCACCAUCCUGGCGGAUAAUAAUUACUAUUCCGAGACUGCUACUUCGAAGGAUCACGCCACCCAGGGACGCGCUGGACGCUUCGUCAACUUUGGCGUUCCCCUUCAAGAUGCCCACAAGACUGGAUUGGGCUCGUCGGCAGCCCUCGUUACGGCUCUUGUCUCGUCCUUGGUGAUCCACCGUACCAUGCAAGCAGAUGAUCUGGGUGCUGGACGUGACAAACUGCACAAUUUGGCUCAAGCUGCUCACUGUGCGGCUCAGGGCAAGGUCGGAUCUGGAUUCGAUGUGGCGGCUGCGGUAUAUGGAUCAUGCCUGUACAAGCGAUUCUCGCCUGCAAUUCUGGAAUCUGUCGGCGAUGUGGGUACUGCUGGAUUUGACGAGCGGUUGUUUGCUAUUGUCGAGGACGUGGACCCCAAGCACCCCUGGGAUACCGAGUGUGUGGAUUUCGGCAUGCAGCUCCCACGCGGCAUGCAGAUGGUCUUGUGCGACGUUGAAUGUGGCUCCCAGACUCCAUCGAUGGUGAAAAAGGUGCUGGAGUGGAGGAAAAACAACCGUAAGGAGGCUGAUAUCCUCUGGGGCAGUCUCCAGAACAACAAUGAGCGAUUGCGCCAGGAAUUGAAGCGCCUGGCUCAGCACCCCGACGCCAACGCGGAUGGCGAGUUUUCCGAAAUCGCGACCUUGAUUCAGCGCACCCGGCACCUCAUUCGUACCAUGACCCGCGAGACGAGCGUUCCCAUCGAACCCAGCGUACAGACCGAGCUGCUGGACAGCUUGACCGAGAUCGAUGGUGUCAUCGGAGGUGUCGUGCCCGGUGCUGGUGGCUAUGAUGCCAUUGUGCUGUUGAUUCGCGACGACCCCUCGGUGAUUACGCGAUUGAACGAGCGGUUCGAGGACUACCAGAGUGCGGUGGAAGACGACUUUGGUGGUAAAAUUGGCAAGGUGCGACUUCUGGGCGUGCGUCACGGAUCCGAGGGUGUGAAGAAUGAAAUGCUUGACCAGUAUGCCGGUUGGGUCUAG
Penicillium subrubescens is the source of this 1470-nucleotide messenger RNA. It is a transcript of the gene erg8, whose product is annotated as phosphomevalonate kinase. NCBI's taxonomy places the organism in Eukaryota, Fungi, Ascomycota, Eurotiomycetes, Eurotiales, Aspergillaceae. Gene Ontology annotation, molecular function: phosphomevalonate kinase activity; ATP binding. The record is from RefSeq and is a predicted model, not a curated record. Bases 1 to 1470 code for a protein of 489 amino acids. The transcript is spliced from 2 exons. Gene Ontology annotation, cellular component: peroxisome. Gene Ontology annotation, biological process: isopentenyl diphosphate biosynthetic process, mevalonate pathway; ergosterol biosynthetic process.